This is a messenger RNA of Pseudonaja textilis, 2284 nucleotides long. It is a transcript of the gene CCDC170, whose product is annotated as coiled-coil domain containing 170. The record is from RefSeq and is a predicted model, not a curated record. Lineage: Eukaryota; Metazoa; Chordata; Lepidosauria; Squamata; Elapidae.
UUCGCGCGCUGUCGGUCCGCGGGAGCAUGAGAAGCGCUGGCAGUUCCCGUGCGGGCUCUGCCUGCUCCAGGCUCAUCGACGUGACCAGCAACGCACCGUUGCUGCGCUCGCCCGCCAGCGUCUCAGCCUCUUCCGAAGCGGAGCAGAGAACUCAUAAUUAUUUGCUACUGGAUGUUCCUGACACUCGAGAACAGCUAGUCCAUUAUCGGAAUGCAGCAGAAACAGCCAGCAGUGAGCUGGCUGCACUCCUAGUGAAGUAUGAAUGCGCUCAAGCAGAGAUUCUAGAUCUUAAAUCCAAAAUAGCCUCACAGGAAGUCGCUAUACAAGAAUUCAAAGCUGAAGUUGGGGGCUAUAAGGAGAAUGAUGCUCGUCAAUCUUCUCUCCUUUUUUCCAUGCAACACAAAUUCCAAGAACUUGAGAAGGAAUCAGGCACAAUUGCUAUUUCCAAACAUCAAGCGGAGCUAAAAUCACAGGCUAUUCUCCAAGAGAACUUGGAGCUAAAGGAGAAAAUACACGAACAAGAAGAGCAGAUCAGAAAAUGUUUGAAUAAAUCUGAAGAAAGCAAAUCCUAUGCAUCUAAGGUCAGCAAAGAACAAAAUGAAUUCAUCGCACAACUUUGUCAUCUUCUGGAACUGGGCAUAAGAGGAAAUGAAGAGUCACCAGAACGUCUGCUCUCCAAGAUUCGUGGAAUGCGUGAAGAAAAUAACAUGCUAAAAGAACAAAUAGAUACCUUCAGAGAAACUGUAACAAUUCAUGAGAUGGAACUGAAAGCCAACAGAGAAACCAUCAUGAGGCUUGUCUCAGAAGUGAACAAGGAGCAAAAAAAAGCAGCGGCUUGCUCUCAAGACAUAGAAAAGCUAAGUGAUGAUUUAAGCAACAUUGCAGGAGCUAAGCAGAAUCUUGAGGAGGAGAUCAGAAGCCUCCAAGACCGACUGGCAGCCAGCCAACGGGCUUGGGAAGAAUUGGGCCAACUAAAAGUCCAUUGCAAUGAAAAAGAAGCGGAAUUGAGAACUAGUCUAGAGCAGGCCAGGGAAGAAAAAAAGCUGCACAAUGAAUUCAAAGAUCAAAUCGUGACUUUACUGGGGAGUAAUCCCAUUGUAGCGACUCCCUCCAAGGAAGACAUUGUGGAAAAAAUCCGAGAGUUGUGCCACAGAGAGGAGAGCAAAAAAAGAAUGGUAUCCCAGCUUGAAGCUCAAGUAAGCCAACUUACCGAGACUCUGGAGACUCAGACAAUGCUGCAUCAGGAGGCCUUGCAAAGAGCUAAAAAAUCAGAAAAUAAAUCAGAAAUGCUUCAGGAUCAGUUGAGGCGUCUAGAAGGAGAGCUGGUGUCUGGAGAUGUGAUGCGAGAUGCUUGGAAACUGGAGAAGCAACAAUAUCUUAAGUUUCUGGAUCAGCUCUCUGAAAAGAUGAACCUGGACAGAAUAGCAGUGGAGGUUGGAUUUGACAUGAGGUUGGAUGCAGUGCUGGCUCGCGCAGAGCAGUUGAUCAAGUUGGAAAGAGAUACAUUGACUGACAAUAAGAUCAUGGUCCGAAACCUACAGAGGAAGGUAAAAACUCAGAAAGAGCAACUUGAGAACAAAGAAUUGCAUGUGAAACUUUUGCGUCAGAAGAUCGUCCAUCUGGAAGAAGAGAAGCAAGUGCGCACAGCCCUGGCAGUAGAAAGGGAUGAGGCCAACCUCACACUCAGAAAGUUACAAAAGAAAACAGACAGAUUGCAGAAUGAACUUUCUUUGGCGAGAGAAACAAACACAGAUCUGAAAGUUAAACUUGCGGACACGAAUGAACUGAAGAUCAAAGCGCUGGAGCAAGACAAAACCAUAGAAGAACUAAGCAAAUCUCAAGAGAAACUGGAAAAGAUGAAGACAAAAGUUGAGAAGCAAUUAACCUGUGUCCAGUCUGAGCUACAUGUUAGAGAGCGUGAAGCAAAGGAAAAUAAAGAAAAGGCUAAACACUUGUUGGAGUCCGUGACUACAGAAGCAACAGCACUUAAAUCAACUCUUGAAGAAGUCAUGAAAAGAGAGAAACAGCUGGCAGAUUUCCGAAGAGUCAUCUCUCGCAUGCUGGGUCUCAAUAUCGACACUGUGGCUCUUCCUGACUAUGAAAUAGUAACUCGUCUUGAGGGGUUGAUCCAUUCUCAUCAGCAUCUUUGCUCUCCUUGUGCCUGCUUCAAGUGUCAGUGAAAGAAGAUAGACUCUUACAGCUUCUCCACUGGAUGCCUCCUUUCUUUCUACAAAUAAUAGUUAAAACAGCAGAAGUCCAGGUGGAUGUUCCAAAAGUUGACAUU